GCUCCCUGUCACCAUGCCGCUCUACGAGGGCCUGGGGAGUAGCGGGGAGAAAACGGUGGUUGUGAUCGACCUGGGAGAGGCCUUUACCAAGUGUGGAUUUGCUGGAGAAACUGGUCCAAGAUGUAUAAUUCCUAGUGUGAUAAAAAGAGCCGGCCUGCCUAAGCCUGUCAAAGUUGUUCAGUAUAAUAUCAAUACAGAAGAAUUAUAUUCCUACCUAAAGGAAUUCAUCCACAUCCUGUAUUUUAGGCAUCUAUUGGUGAAUCCCAGAGACCGCUGAGUUGUGGUUAUCCUUGUGUGUGUGGUUCCUUGUGUAUUAUGUCCUUCCCACUUCAGAGAGACACUCACUCGUGUUCUUUUCAAAUAUUUUGAGGUUCCAUCUGUCUUGCUUGCUCCAAGUCAUCUAAUGGCUCUUCUGACACUUGGAAUUAACUCUGCCAUGGUCCUGGAUUGUGGAUAUAGGGAAAGCCUGGUGUUACCUAAAUAUGAAGGAAUUCCAGUAUUAAAUUGUUGGGGAGCACUCCCCUUAGGAGGAAAAGCUCUUCACAGGGAGUUGGAAACUCAACUGUUGGAACAAUGUACCGUUGACACGAGUGCUGCUAAAGAACAGAGCCUUCCUUCAGUGAUGGGUUCAGUACCAGAAGGUAUCUUAGAGGACAUUAAAGUGUGUACUUGUUUUGUUAGUGAUCUGAAGCGUGGACUGAAAAUCCAAGCAGCAAAAUUUAAUAUUGAUGGGAAUGAUGAGCGUCCCUCACCACCCCCAAAUGUUGACUAUCCGUUAGAUGGAGAGAAGAUUUCACAUGUUCUUGAAUCAAUCAGAGAUUCCGUUGUGGAAAUUCUUUUUGAACAAGAUAACGAAGAGAAAUCAGUUGCCACUUUAAUAUUGGAUUCCCUUAUGCAGUGCCCAAUAGAUACCAGGAAGCAACUAGCAGAGAAUUUGGUAGUCAUAGGUGGCACAUCUAUGUUACCAGGAUUUCUCCAUAGAUUGCUUGCAGAAAUAAGGUAUUUGGUAAAAAAACCAAAAUAUAAAAAAACACUUGGCACCAAGACAUUUCGAAUUCAUACUCCACCUGCAAAGGCUAAUUGCGUGGCCUGGUUGGGAGGAGCUAUUUUUGGAGCAUUGCAAGAUAUACUUGGGAGCCGUUCAGUUUCAAAAGGAUAUUAUAAUCAGACAGGUCGUAUACCUGAUGGUGUUCUCUCAAUAAUCCACCUUUGGAAAUGAUGUUUGAUGUCGGGAGGCUCAGCCACCUCUGAUGAAGAGAGCAUUUUUCCACUGAGAAAUAAAAGUUGAUUAAAAUUCAGCUUUCCUUUAUUUCUAAUAUUUAGUUGAUUACAAGAGAAUUGUACAAAAUAUGUAAGAUGCUUUGUUAUAGGUGACUAUAGUGAAAGUGAAAGCACUUCUUGUUUACUCUUUGCAUUAAUAUGUAAUUCUUUUGACUUUGUUUCCCUUGUAUAGUGUAAAAUGGUAGCUGAUGCUUAUG
Molecule: messenger RNA, 1478 nt
Organism: Microcebus murinus (gray mouse lemur)
Lineage: Eukaryota; Metazoa; Chordata; Mammalia; Primates; Cheirogaleidae
Source: RefSeq, a predicted model, not a curated record